CUACUUUCGGUAUAUGACGUGUGUUGUGAAUGGGUUUCCCCGCUAAUCAUUCACAGCUCGAUCCAGACUGCUCAGCUAGCGAAGUUGGGUUUUCCAUUACAUAGCAUUGUAAACAACCCGGACUCGCUGCACAGACCAACAGCACGAAGAAGAAAGAAUGUUUUGACGAUUCAAUAACACUUUUCAGAAUUCAGAGGAUUUAGUUUAACAAUGGCCGCUGGGGAAUCAAGCUCAGACCGUAUGGUGGAUGAAGAACAUCAUGAUAAUACCGCCCAAACAAAGCGACGACUGGGAUGUGUUAAACCACGAACCCUGGGCCUGUUUUUCGUCGUUUCAAUUCUCAUUAACUUUUUGUUGGUGUCGAUAAUGUUAGGACUUUUGCUUGCUGGAAAAUUGGCUUCAGUGGAAGAACCAGGAACCGACAGUCAGAAUGGUGAAAACGUGAACUUAAAAUCAGGCUCGAAGGUAUCCUCAACGAGAAAGGGGUCAACGUUCGACCCCCCGGAACUGGACCAAGUUUGUAUUCAGUGCGACCCCGGGAAGGGCGUCCAACUUGAUCUCGUAACACUAUACCCGGUGAACAAUGGGACCAAACCCCUGUGCUGCAAAGAAUACACAGCUAGUGAACUUGACAGUGAUAUGGCAAGAACGCGUACCAGUCCGAAGUUUGGGCUUACCCUAUCAUACGAUGACUAUGGAUGUCCGCCAGUCCUAGAUGGGAGUGUUAUGCCCGCCGGCCUGGUGUUCUUGGACUUUGAAGGAAGCUCAGACAGUGGAUUACGUUGGACAGAAUAUGACGGGUCUUACUUGAAAGGGGAAGUAACUCUAUCGAGAAUCGCCUCCUACACUAUGUUGACAGUUCCUGAAGACGGCCUGUAUGUUGUUUAUAGUGAUUUGGAAUUUAGAGGAAGUAUCGAUUCUGAUGGCGAUGUGAACAAAGUGAAUAUUCAAGUACAUUCCUUGGUACGAUAUCCAAACAAAGUCGUGCAAAUGCACAGAUUUUCACUUAAGGAAAAUGAUAUAAAAAAGAGUGUGGCGACAGCCGUUCUCCAACUAAAUGCCCAAGACGCCAUCUUCGUCGCCGUUAAAGACAUGAGUUAUAUAUAUGACGACUCUAAAAUAAACAGAUUCGGUUUAUACAAGUUACAUUAGUAUUUGUGAUAUGACGUCAUUGGAUUGUAUCGGAUCAGCUGCAUUACCUACGGUACCGUUAUGUAUGGACUGUUCGUUCAAAACUACUUUAGUGCUAUGUCUAUUCGUGACACACUUGCCGAACCGAAUUUCGGGUGUGACCCAGUCCGGCGUUCAAAUCACGUUACUUUUAACAGGGACAGACUGAGACUUGUGAUGGUUACAUCAAAACCUGGACGUCUUUCACAAUUUUGCUGUGGUUGUGCUUUGAAGCAAGUAACCAAUCAGCAUACAGAUUAUUGCAGCUGAACCGUCGGCAGAUCUCGUGCGCAAUAUCAGCGCAACUCGACCCUCUUAGGUAGCUAGGUUGCGCUAAUGAAUAUUUUCGAAGCCAAGCCUAACGGCGAGCAUACAAAAUUAUGGAACCCAGUGAAGUCAAACUCAUGGGGCACUCCAAUCUCUCGCGGGAGCAUUCGUCACAUCUCGGCAGGUUCCGUCAUACACCAAGGUACCGGAACCACCGGAUAUUAACCGAAUGAUCAAUGAGGUGGCGCCGAUAUCCUCUCUUGUUGUCUAUCCCGGGUGAUAAAACUCAACCUCUUACUGGACAUUCGCAAAAUGGGAUAAAAUGAUAGAGAGGAAUACUUUUUGAAUCGACCACUUGUACGAGUUAAAUGUUUGUUGUAUUGUUUAGAUUUAGUGACCGAUGAUUACAAUUACUUAUAUACAACACUGGAAAAGCGGAUAGCUUUAAAACAGUAUUGUUAUCUCUGACGUUUUGUAUGUUGACACGUGUAAAUAUAUUCUGUAAACGUGGUUAUUUUCGCAGGGGGUUAAUUUCUUGAUUUCAAUGUGUAAACUAUAUGCGUUGGGGUGUAAUUUUCGCGAUCGACCCACCUUCGUUUGUAGUUCGAGAUUACGCAACUUGAUAUCAAAAUAAUACGUGUGUGGGUAAUCUUCGCGAUCAAAAUGACUCCGCGUAAUUAGCGUAAAUUUCCCCCUCGCUUAAAUUUCCACAUUUACAGUAAGAUAUUAUGUAAUUCAGAUGUUUAUUUAGUCUGGAUGACUGUUUAUCGUAUACUCCAGUGAUUCGUUUAUGAUGACUCGAUGUGUGAAAAUGUAUGUCCCCGUGAAUAUGUUUCUUGUGAUAUCAGAAACAAUAACCUGUCUGUUCUCACCUUUAGCAUACCUCCCUUGGAUACUUGUACUGUAGAUUGCGUAUAUUUUGCAAUACUUUAUUUCGCGGUCUUACCUCUUCAGACAUAUUCUCGAAUAUGAUUUCGCGAACGCUGAUCCAGAAAUGACUUUAAUUCGCGAAUAAUGAGCUUUAAGAGUUUUGGACUUCGCAAAACACCUUUAUCGGUACCUGAUAGGUUGGUCGGCAUCCAAAGAUUUUAUUUUUGUACAUAAUUUUAAAUGAUCUGAAUUCGCCGUUGACACUCCUCGCGAAAUACCGCGAAAAUCAAUCCCACGCGAAAAAUAAGUGAUUUACAGUAAUUACUAUAUACAUUGUACAACACAUACUUUAAAGAUACAAUAGUACUUUUUCUGUACGCAAGAUGGCGCUGGUCGCAUCAUUCAUCUAUUAUAAAUUCUUGCCGUACGUAAUACACUAUGGACAGUACUCGGGUACUUCCCUUGAAUACAAAUCUGACCAUCAAGUCCCAAACCAUUGUCAUUGUACUUACCAUUGUCGUUGUACUUACCAUUGUCAUUGUACUUACCAUUGUCAUUGUUCUUACCAUUGUCAUUGUUCUUACCAUUGUCGUUCAUGUAUUUGUUUACCUUUGGUGAUAUCUCAACAUUGAAAUGUUUAAUAAAUGUUGUUGUUAUUUUCAAA
Messenger RNA from Pecten maximus, 2971 nucleotides. RefSeq lists its product as uncharacterized. NCBI's taxonomy places the organism in Eukaryota, Metazoa, Mollusca, Bivalvia, Pectinida, Pectinidae. The transcript is spliced from 5 exons. The coding region runs from base 211 to 1152 and encodes 313 amino acids. Gene Ontology annotation, biological process: immune response. Gene Ontology annotation, molecular function: tumor necrosis factor receptor binding. Gene Ontology annotation, cellular component: membrane. The record is from RefSeq and is a predicted model, not a curated record.